Penicillium bovifimosum is the source of this 1638-nucleotide messenger RNA. RefSeq lists its product as uncharacterized. NCBI's taxonomy places the organism in Eukaryota, Fungi, Ascomycota, Eurotiomycetes, Eurotiales, Aspergillaceae. The record is from RefSeq and is a predicted model, not a curated record. The transcript has a single exon. Bases 1 to 1638 code for a protein of 545 amino acids.
AUGGAAGAUGCAGUCGAGUCCCCAUCCCCACCCCAUCUGAUUACCGAUCCCCUCCCGACCGCGAUGGAGAACCCCAAAGCCUCUACCUCCGACCUGUCUAGCGCGAAAGAGCAUACAACCGGCGAUAUACCAGACCUUCCUCAUCGCAUCGUUCAAUUAAUUCAGUGCCAUCAAUGCUCUCGUCCUUUGAGAACCCCACUCCGUCUACCAUGCGGCAAUACUGUCUGCCGGGAAUGUUUACCCCCCGCUCGGCCGCGGACUGGGAUCACAUACCCCGUGGGUCCGGGGAGAGAUCAGGGAUUUAUAUGUCCCUGGCAAGGAAAUCAAGCUUGUGUUGGAGAGCACUGUGUGGGGGACUGCGGCGCCGAUGUCCUGCUAGGAAAGCUGGUAGGCAUUUUUGGAGAAAUACUGGGGUCAGAGGCAAAUGAUGUGUCUCAGGAUUUGUCUAGCGAUGGAGUACCAUCAGUGCAAUGGAAAACCAAUGAGCAAAGCCAUAUUGAAAGCGCACAUUUGCAGUCGGACGGGUGGCUUCAGGGAAUAUACAAAUUGGCGCGCGAAGGCCGGUUUCCGUCAGAUCCAUGCGAGGUUAUCUAUGGGGAACCCGGAGUCUCAGGGGAAAACACAAAAAGGCAGGAUCUCAUCCACUUCCAAACAUUACGGGACAGCCUUCGCUCUGAGUUGGAUUGCCAGGUUUGCUAUGCGCUCAUUCUGGACCCAAUGACCACGCCUUGCGGUCACACCUUCUGCCGGACGUGUGUCGCGCGGGUCUUGGACCAUACCGAUCUGUGUCCCAUCUGCCGGCGCAAGCUGGAUAUGCAUGCUCUACACUCAGAGCCCUUGAAUCAGACCGUGGCAAGACUGAUCGACUACUUUCAUCCUGAUGAGAUCGCUGUCAGGCGGGAGAGCAGUGCGCAGGAUGAAACAGACACAGAUUACGAGAAGAACUUACCGCUCUUUGUGUGCACACUAGCGUUUCCGACAAUGCCGACUUUCCUCCAUGUCUUCGAGCCCAGGUACCGACUCAUGAUUCGGCGGGUUGUCGCGAGUGGACAUGGAAAGUUUGGCAUGGUCAUGUACAAUCGGCGGGGAGGGGUACAGCCCGACCAACUAGAGGAUGUCCCUUUUAUGCGAUAUGGGACGCUCUUGAUGAUCGAACGGUAUGAGCUGCUUCCAGAUGGUCGCAGUCUGGUGGUGGCCACCGGCAUAUCGCGGUUUAGGAUACUCGACUCGAGAAUGCGAGAUGGCUACCACAUUGCCAAAACAGAGCGCGUAAAUGAUAUUUCGAUAGCGGAGGAGGAGCGACUUGAGUCAUUGGAGACCUCACCAAAUGGUGUCGAUGCUCCGACGGAGAAUGCGUCUGAUCCACCCUUGGACUCGAUGUCCACUCAGCGGCUACUCCUCUAUGCGAGAGAGUUCAUCAGCAAUCAGCGCAGAUCAGGUGCUCCUUGGCUGCAUCCGCGUGUCAUGUUGGCAUAUGGACCCAUUCCUGUAGACCCGGUCCGCUUCCCAUGGUGGUUUGCAAGCAUUUUGCCCAUCUCGGAAGAAGAGAAAUAUCCUAUACUCGCUUCUACGAGUGUUAGGGAAAGACUGAAACUCUCAGCGAGAUGGGCGAGACAACUCGAGGCUCGUGAUUGGUAG